Molecule: messenger RNA, 327 nt
Organism: Trypanosoma grayi
Lineage: Eukaryota; Euglenozoa; Kinetoplastea; Trypanosomatida; Trypanosomatidae
Exons: 1
Coding region: 1-327 (108 amino acids)
Source: RefSeq, a predicted model, not a curated record
AUGAGAACAGAGGCUUCCUCUCCGACCGACGACCAGCGAGAGAACGAGGGGGCCGCCCGCCUACCGCCUGAGCGGCGGGGGGAAACACAAUGCUUGGUGUGUUUGAAAUGGUUUGCUGCUAUUGGUUCAGUUCGAACGCACUGCAGACGAUUUCAUGAGGGCCAGGGGUUCGACCAACGGGAAAACGCCGGAGGCCCCAGGAGGAUGCUCCUGACGACUUGCUUCUUUCGGCCUUCUCGUACCCCACGUGCGGAUUCCAGUGCCACAGCAAACGCGGACUCACAAGGCACCGCAUGGUCAACCAUGGAUUCAGGCCGGACGCAGUGA